Fusarium vanettenii 77-13-4 is the source of this 627-nucleotide messenger RNA. RefSeq lists its product as uncharacterized. NCBI's taxonomy places the organism in Eukaryota, Fungi, Ascomycota, Sordariomycetes, Hypocreales, Nectriaceae. Bases 1 to 627 code for a protein of 208 amino acids. The record is from RefSeq and is a predicted model, not a curated record. The transcript has a single exon.
AUGCUCCUCAACACCGUUCUUAUCAACGCCUUACUGGCGAUGACUUCCGUCUCGGCUCUUCCUAGCCCCAACAUCAAGCAUUCAAAGCUGGCUGUUCGUGGUGAUGACUACGACGACGGCUACGAUGACGGAUAUCGCAUCAAGCUCAAAGUCCGAGAUGAUGACGAUGGCGAUGGCGAUGGCGAUGGCGACGACGACGAUGAUAAGAAGCUAAGAGUCCGUGGUGGUGACUACGAUGACUACGACGAUGAUGAUGGAGACGACAACGACGACGAUGAUGAUGAUGACGAUGAUGAUAAGAAGCUAAGAGUCCGUGGAGGUGACUACGACGACGACGAUGACUACGAUGAUUAUGACGACGAUGAUGAUGAUGAUGAUGACUACGACGACUAUAAGGACGACAAGAAGAUGAAGUUGAAGCCUCGCAUCGUCCCCCAGAACUGUAGUAUCGGUGCCUACUUUGGAAACGGACGAUGCCUUUGCCGAACAGUUGGCUGGAUCUACGACCCCGUCUUCCGCGGAUGCCAUCUCGACUGCGGCCCUACUGCUUUCUGGCGAGGUAACAGCUGCUUCUGUCGCCAGCCCGGAUUCCGCUGGGAUCUCCGCAGCCGCCGCUGUAUUCGCUAG